AUGCUUAUUACUGAAUUUCGAAUUAUUUUACCAAUGACGGUUGAAGAAUAUCAAGUUGCACAAUUAUAUGCAACAGUUCAAGUAUCUAAACAAAAUACCGGUGGUGGUGAAGGUGUAGAAAUUCUUGCUAAUCAACCAUUCGAGAAACCAAUGUCAGAAGCAUUUCUUGGCAAAUAUAAUACUGGUCAAUAUACAAAUAAAAUUUAUCAUCUUGGUUCACGUGUACCAAGUUGGGUUCGUUAUUUAUUUUCUGAUUCAACUUUAUCAAUGCAUGAAGAAGCAUGGAAUGCUUAUCCAUAUUGUAAAACAGUUCUUAAAAAUUCAUAUAUGAAAGAGAAUAUGCUUAUUGAUAUAUCAACAUUACAUUUACCUGAUCGUGGUGAUUCUGAAAAUGUCCAUCAAUUAACCGGUGAUGAUCUUAAGAAACGUCAUGUUGUUUAUAUAAAUAUUGCUGACAAAGUAAGCCGAGCAGAUUAUAAACAUGAAGAUGAUCCUGAAAAAUUUAAAUCAACUAAAACUGGUCGUGGUCCAUUAUUAUCAAGUGAACCAUGGUAUGAAACUUGUGAACCACAUAUGUGUUGUUAUAAAUUAGUUCGUGAAAAAUUUAAAUGGUUUGGUCUUCAAACACGUGUUGAAAAUUUAAUUAUGAGUCAAGAAGAACGUUUAUUUCGUAAUUUUCAUCGACAAUUAUUUUGUUGGACAGAUCAAUGGUAUGGUUUAACAAUGCAAGAUAUUCGAGCACUUGAAGCAAAGACUGCUAAAGAACUUGAUCACGAAAGAAUAGCUGGUGAAAAAAAAGGUUUUACAACUGAAGAAUAA
Molecule: messenger RNA, 819 nt
Organism: Rotaria sp. Silwood1
Lineage: Eukaryota; Metazoa; Rotifera; Eurotatoria; Philodinida; Philodinidae
Source: the annotation of a GenBank genome assembly